UCUUUCGACCACGGACGUCGAAUGGAGUGAGAUAUUGUGGUGUAGGACAUUGAAGGCCGUGUCUGAAAUAUGCUGAAACGAAUCAGUGUCCUAAGAGGCAUGGCGCGGCCGGGGCGGUGUUUAUUGGUCAGCUGUCUAGGACCGUCUAGCAUUUCUUGGUUCAAUCGUUGGCAUCUGUCUGUCUUGGCCCUGUUUCUUGCUCUCCCUGUGACGACCUUAGCGCCGAGUCGGGGGCACUCAAUCGCACUGCCAGCGUCUCCUUUUCGCCUUUUUAUUUAAUCGAUUCUGCUCGCUGUCUUGCCUUUUCACCACCAUCUCCAACAUGGCAGACAAUACACACUACGAGAGCGUUGGCAGUGGCAUGUCCUAUUCUCUAGAGAAGAGCAACCAGCGGAGUAAUAGGUCAAAGUGGAUCGUCAUUGGUUCUCUCAUCACUCUUGCAGCUCUGAUAGCCAUCGGUGUUGGCGUUGGCGUUUCCGUAUCCAACAAAAACAAGAGCAAUAACAAUAACCAUGCGUCGAGCAGUUCCAGUACUUCGUCAGGAACGAAUUCUUCAGACUCUUCAUCGUCGGAUUCCAGCGCUCCAAAGCAGACGAAUCCCAAUGACCCCAGUACCUUUGUCAAGGAUCCAAAUUUGAAGCAGUCGUUCUAUGGUAUGGCGUAUACCCCAGAAGGAUCGUUGCUUCCGGAUUGUGGCAAUACAUUAGAGGCUGUCAUCCAAGAUAUCCAGGUUAUGUCGCAGCUCACAAAGCGAGUUCGUCUAUAUGGUGCAGAUUGCAACCAGUCGGCUCUUGUCCUUGAGGCUAUAAAGCAGACAAAGGUCGACAUGCAGGUGUUUUUGGGAAAUUAUCCUACUCCGGAUGACGAAACCGCAUACACUCGUCAACGCGAUACCAUCAAGACAGCAAUUCAGACUUAUGGCACUGAUCACAUUGCAGGAAUUACCGUCGGCAAUGAAUACAUUCUCAACUACCUUAAUGCACAUGGAGCAACGGAUCCUAACAGUGCGGUUGGCAACACCGGCGGUGAACAAUUGGUGGCCGACAUUAAUGAUACGCGCAGUAUGCUUGAUGAGCUCAAAUUGGACAAGACGAUACCUGUUGGUAACUCAGAUGCUGGCAGUUACUUUAACAACCUCGUGCUGGAAGCUGUUGACUAUGGAUUGUCGAACGUGCACCCGUGGUUCGCAAAUACCACAAUCCAGGACGCUGCGUCAUGGACAGCAACGUUCUUUGAGGAAACAAAUGUUCAGCCUGCUGCACAACUGCCGAACAAACCAAAAAUGUACAUAGCCGAGACGGGAUGGCCAACGGAAUCAUCGGAUGCUGGGAAUGCCAACAACGGUGCUUCGGAUGCUUCUGAAGCCAACCUUCAAAUAUUCCUCGAUAACUUCGUCUGCCAAGCAAAUACCAAUGGCACAGGAUACUUCUUCUUUGAGUUUACUGAUGAACCUUGGAAAGACAAGUUGUAUGGAGGUGUUGAGGGACACUGGGGGCUAUUCCACUCAAACCGUACAUUAAAGCGGGUAACCAUUCCCGACUGCCCAGCACCUUAAAGGUGUCCGAAUUGUUUAUCAUAUACCUUCAUUUACUCACACCGUUUCCAACGAACUAUUAUGAUACCUCCCAUCUAGGACAGGUUUGUUUUCGGGAUUUUCAGGACGAUAUAUAUCCUCGACUUUGGUAAAAAUUUGGCGGAUAUCAUUAUUUGUUUACGACGCCCGUCUUUCUUUUGAUUUGUUUUAUAUGUAUCAUGUUAUACGCAUUCGUUUUCUGUUAUAAGAAUUUUUGCCCGAACCGGAAUUUGGUG
Molecule: messenger RNA, 1809 nt
Organism: Desarmillaria tabescens
Lineage: Eukaryota; Fungi; Basidiomycota; Agaricomycetes; Agaricales; Physalacriaceae
Product: glycoside hydrolase family 17 protein
Exons: 10
Coding region: 323-1555 (410 amino acids)
Biological process (GO): carbohydrate metabolic process
Molecular function (GO): hydrolase activity, hydrolyzing O-glycosyl compounds
Source: RefSeq, a predicted model, not a curated record